CAUUCGGCAACAGGCGGGUUGAUUUAAAAAUAAAAGUGCCUGCUAGCAGCUCCACUUGCGUUCAUUUUAGGCUUUUUCUACUCGAAGUUGUUAUCGAAUGCAGACAAAAUGGGAGACAAUCCUGCUGGAAGUGACGACGAUCUGAAUACACUCUUUGACCGGGUUUCCAAUAAACUCGGUUGGAAGUGUGACGCAAAUUUUGACGAGUUGUUUGAGCAGCUUUCCCAAAGCACAAAGAAAAAGAAGAGCAAAAGAGUGGCUGCUUCAGCUAAGAAAAAGAAGAAGAGCCAAACGAACACCAAAAAGAAAACCAGAGACCCUUCAAAUAAACAGAGCAAGCCUUCUGGGGCACCACCAUUCUCAAGCGGGUUAAGUGAUCCAAGUCAGGAUUCUUCAUCCUGUAUAGCUGGUAUCUCCAGAAAUUUGAAGUUGGAGUUCCAGGCAGAAAAAGCUUGCAGUGCCGACAUUUCAGUUGCCCACGAAGAGGAAGGCAAAACUGUUGAAGUCUUGAGAGAAACAGCUCCUGUUGUUUCUGCAGAAAUUGAUUCAGCUGCUUCACCUAGCUUGCAUGAUGAUGCUUGGAGGACUGGGUUCGAAUGGGAGGAACAUCCUUUACAUGGUAAGCCUGAACAUGCAGAUGAGCCCUCUAGAGGGUCGGAAGGGGAUAGGCAAGAGAAAACGAGACAUUCCAGCGAGGACAAGGCAUUUGAAAAUAAGGAAAAUGAAGCUCCAUCCAGAAAUGAAAGGACAUCCAGCAGUGAUGAAGAUGUGGUAUCCAGUAACAGAAAACUUAGCGAAAGCUCUUACAAGGGUUUCUGUACUUCUACAGGGGCAGCAAAGAAAGAUUCUGAAGAUGAUGUUUCAAACAUUUUCACUGAAGACUUUACAGAGUCACCUCAACCCAUGAAGUGGCUCAUGUCCCCUCCUCCAAAGCCCAGCUCAUCAGCGCCAUCUCCAUCGCGAACUUUGAACUCUGACAGCAAUGAUGAUGAAUCCAACAUUGACUCUAAUGAUAACGAUGACGAUUUUGGGGAUAUCUUUGGUGCUAACAUUCCAAGUUUAACUGAAAGGUUGGCACAAAAUCAUCUCGAGAACAAGAGGAAGGAAACAGCAAGCAGGAAGAACAGAAGGAGAAGUUGUGCUAACCCAAGAGCCGCUCCACUUGUAUUGGACAAUGAAUGGAUGGAUGAAGAAAAAGAAGAAGUAAGUGGGCAGGAGGAUAAGGUUGAUGGAAUCCUUAAAGGGGAGGCAAGGUUGGAGGCUGAAGACGACGGAGAAGAGGAAAGAAAAGCAAGUGACAGGGAUGAUCAAGUGUUACAGAAGAAAGACAGAGAGACCCUCAACACCAAUGCAGAAUCUUUUCGGAAAGCAAGGACCAGACGUCAAGACUCUAGUAGUGAUGAUGACUUUGAAUCAUUCCUGAAAGCUGUCAAGACACCCCAACAUCUAAAGCAGCAGGGCGGACAAUCGGACUCGGAGGAGGGCGUCUAUGUGGUUGAUGAUGAUGACGAUGACUUCAUCAAUGACACGCCCCUCGAUAGCAAGAGUGAUGACGACAACGACAACGAUGUCUUCUAUCAUAAGGUCAUCAAUCUGGAUAAUCCACUUACGAGUGGAAAGAAAACAACUAAGAAGCAUCCAACUGUGGGCAGUCGUUCUGGAAGCAUCCUCAGCCAGCUUCUAUCCUCCUCAGAUGAUGAUGAAGACGUCUUUGUGAUACCAAGUCACACGCCCUCUCUCAGAAAACCAAGUUCAAAAGCAUCAACUUCAACCACCUCAUCAAAGAAAACCCCAGCCAAGCAGCGACGCCCGCUCCACCCUACCACUCUGCCCACCAACCGAUGCUUCAGCACCCCCUCCCGCACCGAGCGACCCGCCCCGGUGUCGUUCCUUGCCUCUCUCUCCACCCCGGGGAAGGGAAUGUCCACCAGGUCGAGGUACGUGAGCGACUUCAAGAGGAACAAGGACGAGCUCACUCAGAAACUCUUCAAGCUGUACAAUGAAAGUGUCUUCGAGAACAAGCUACCAUCUGAUUUCAGCGUCACAUGGAACAACAGGAUGAGGAAGACCGCUGGAUUCUGCUUCUACAAGAAGAGGCUUAGUGAGAGGACAGCUAGGAUUGAGCUCUCGGUCAAAGUGUGUGACACGGCUGAACGUCUGAGAGACACAUUGGUUCAUGAGCUUUGCCAUGCUGCUGCCUGGCUGAUUCAUGGUGUUAGUGAUGGUCAUGGAAAGUACUGGAAAUACUGGGCUGCCAAGUCCAAUCUUGCCCACCCCGAGAUCCCAGUCAUCAAGCGAUGUCACACCUAUGAGAUCACCACUAAGUUCAAGUACAAGUGUGUCCAGUGUGGGAACAUUAUUGGUCGGCACUCCAAGUCCGUGGACACCAAGAGGUUCUGCUGUGCCUACUGCAACGGGCGCCUGGAACUCCAGCCCACCCUGAGGAAGGACGGCACACCAGCCAGGGCGCGGGGACCCAACCCCUUCGCCGCCUUCGUCAAGGAGAACUACGCCUCGGUGAAGAAGACCCAUGGGGCCGCCAAACACGCUGAAGUGAUGAGACUCCUCAGCCAGGAGUUUGGUUCUAAAACCAAGAUCACAGAUGCAUGAAGAUAUUGCUACAAGUCUUGUUGAAAGACAUAAAUAAGAAGCAUAGAGGUCAUACAGGGGACUUUCUCCAUUGGCUCUAUGUAUUUCACUUGUUCUGUAGCAUUGGAAUAUCAGUAUGGAAGCAUAAAGUGCAUCACUUUUUCAGUUGGCCAAGAAGAAAAGAUUAUGAUGUUUUGAAAGAAAAGGUAAAAGAAGUGGAGUUAUAUUCCAAUCCAAUUGCACAAAGCUCUUGAAAAAAAAAGCAUAAUUUUUCAUACUUUUAACAGAUAUAUUCAUUAUUUUCAAGUAAAAGUAUGUUUUGAUAUUCAUAAAUCAUUGUUUGAAAGAAAUUAUUCACCAAACUACUCUCUGAGCAAAACUGGCUGUUGCGAAGAAGGCUGAAAAAAAGGUAUUCUUAUUUUAACAGAAGAGAUAUAUUAUUUGGAAGAAAAAAAAGUGAAUAGAGAGAUAAAGAUAUUCUUCAAAGAGAAAAUUCCAUUUUGAAACUAAUUUACAUAUAUCACAAUAUGUGAGCCAAGUUCAUGUGUCAUUAAACAAUGGAAAUGGGUAAACUAGUUGUUCAAAGUUUUGGUGAGAGAGAAUUAAGUUUUUACUCUUAAAUUAUGUAAUUCAUUUUUAGCAUGUUAGCAUAUUAAGAUGAUUUCUGACUUGAUUUUAUCAAAAUGCUUUACUUCAAAUUCAUGCAAAGAAUAAUUUCCAUUAUCAACAUUUUACCAUUGUGUCAAUUAUGUGUAGUACAGUGCAUUCAUUUUGCCAUUAUUGUGCCAAUUAUGUCUAGAACCUUGCAAUUUGUUGUAUAUAUUUUUGUUGUUGUUGCUAAUCCAAAUCUUUGCAGUAUUAUGUGAACAGGGAAAUAAAAAUGUGGGUUUGGUAGCAUGCAUUAACAAGUCCAUGCAUAAUUAUAUGGUGAAGAAGAUUUGGUACAUUUUUCCAUUGACCUUUGUAUGUACAUGCAUUUGUACUAUAAAAUUUAGGAAUGUAUGCUACAAUGAACAUUUCCCUUUCAAUAUCAGAGCUUUUAAGAAAAAUUAGGAUGUGUCCUGUACACUUUUUAACAAGAUGUAAUUAUCAUCCUAAAACCCAAUUGCAAUCCUUAACCCAAAAAAAGGAUCAUACUUAUGACUCGUGUAAGUCAGUGCUUGUCGUAGAGUAAUAAAUAAAAAAUGAUUGUUAUGGUAAUCAUCAUGUUUGUGAUUUGCAUUGUUUAGAAUUAUGAUAAAUGAUCUAGUAAUUACCCGACAAGGAUAGGCGUCAUAAAGAAUAGUAUCUAAGACUUUGUCAAUGAUUUGCAAAAAGCAGAAAGCUGUAUUUUAGCUGUAAUCAGUGAAACCUUAUGCAACAUGGCUGAUUAUCUUAAAAAGGUAUUUUUGUCAGGUUUUUAUUUGCACAUGUAUAUCAUGAAAAGAAAUUUUGUUUUUGACAGUAUUUGUAAUCUACAAUAAUGAUUGUCAUCAUAUGUGAUGGCUACAAUACCUGCUCAGGUAUCAGGUGCUCAACUUUAACUCUGGUCCAAACACUGAACCUAAUGCUAACCCUAAAUAUAAACCUAACCUAAAACCCAAUUGCAACCCUUACCCUAACCUAAUAUCCAAUUGCAACCCUUACCCUAAACAUAAGCUACACUAAAACCCAAUUGCAACCCUAACCUUAAAUGUAACCUAACCUAAAGCCUAAUUGUAACCCUAACCUUAAACCUAACCCUAUACCCAAUUGCAGCCCUGAUCGUGACCCUAGCCGUAAUUCUCUAAUGAAUAAAGCUCGAAGCAAUUGUUGCUGGAGCCUUACUUGGUAUUCUGGUUUGAAUUAAUAAUUGGGGCAAACAAAACAGACUUGAUACAUAACGUCAGGUAGUUGUAAAAUACCACAUUACUUUGUAUUCAAAGAUUAAAUGCAAUAUACUGGGCUCUGUCUUGUAAAGAGUCAAUAUUAAUCGGAACUUAUUUGUUAUUGAUGUCAAUCAUAACUAUGUACUUAAGAGGAGGGAGACUGUAAAUUUGCAAUUGAUUGGAAGACUUCUUUUGUAUAACUCUUUAUAAGCAGGGCCCAGAUUUACUUAUGUCUUGGCUCAGGAAAGAAUAACAAAUCCAUCUGCCCAGCGAUUUUUAAGCACAAACUUGUAUAUACAUGUAUGUCUGUGUGAGUAGGAAUGGUGUUGUGCAAUGUUUUUGAUAAUAAAGUGCACAGCACAUUCGAAAAUAUG
This is a messenger RNA of Strongylocentrotus purpuratus (purple sea urchin), 4810 nucleotides long. RefSeq names its product acidic repeat-containing protein. The coding region runs from base 109 to 2610 and encodes 833 amino acids. The record is from RefSeq and is a predicted model, not a curated record. Gene Ontology annotation, cellular component: nucleus. Lineage: Eukaryota; Metazoa; Echinodermata; Echinoidea; Camarodonta; Strongylocentrotidae. The transcript is spliced from 10 exons.